Carassius gibelio (silver crucian carp) is the source of this 1147-nucleotide messenger RNA. RefSeq names its product guanine nucleotide-binding protein G(I)/G(S)/G(O) subunit gamma-3-like. Gene Ontology annotation, molecular function: G-protein beta-subunit binding. The record is from RefSeq and is a predicted model, not a curated record. The transcript has 3 exons. Lineage: Eukaryota; Metazoa; Chordata; Actinopteri; Cypriniformes; Cyprinidae. Gene Ontology annotation, biological process: G protein-coupled receptor signaling pathway. Bases 167 to 394 code for a protein of 75 amino acids. Gene Ontology annotation, cellular component: heterotrimeric G-protein complex.
GUAGCGGAAUUGCAGUGCACUGGACUGUACAGAACUGGGUAGCAUCCACACUGUCUAUGAGGGUGCGGCUGCACUGAGAGCAACAAUACUGACAGAUAAAGAGAGAGAGAAGGAAUAAGAAAGAAGAGGAGGGAGCGAUAUCACCACAAGAGGAAUACAGCAAGGGAUGAAAGGAGACACCCCUGUGAACAGCACCAUGAGCGUCGGUCAGGCCAGGAAGCUGGUGGAACAGCUGAAGAUUGAAGCCAGUUUUUGUCGAAUCAAGGUGUCUAAGGCAGCGGCGGACUUGAUGGCCUACUGUGAUGCCCAUGCAUGUGAGGACCCUCUCAUCUCCCCUGUGCCCACUUCAGAAAACCCCUUCAGGGAGAAAAAGUUCUUCUGUGCUCUGCUCUGAGCAGCACACAGGAAGGGCAGGAUUCUGAUUUACAUGAUAAUGAUUUGUGCACACACAUUAUACAACACAACACUCAACGAGACAUGACACAGCUAAAUAAAUUCCAAAUUAAGCUUUAAUAAAUGCAAAGUGGAAUUCUGAAUUCCAGCGAUUGACCGCGCAAAGACCAAAUGUACAAAAUCAUGCUUGUGAGGAUAUUUUUAUUCUCCUGUUUUUUUGGGUAACCCUGUUCCUUUUCAUUAAGGGGACAAAACAGCAUCAAGAUUGAUGCAGGUUGAUUAGAUGAAACACACACUGAUACACACAUAUGCAAGCACACAGUUUUUUAAUCAAGCAAAGGAAAUAGGUGUGGGUCUGGAUAUUUCAAUAAUUUCAAAUUGUCUUAUAUUCGAGACAUUCGUUAUGUUCUUCACAUAGCAUACUAUGGCGAUUUACAAAUUCUGUAUGUAUAUUUUGAUUUUUUUAAAUGUUUUGUUUGAAGGGUCUAUGUACACUGGUAGAGUGUUAAGAUACCACAAGAGCAUAGCACUCCUAAAGAGGUUUGUAAAAUGAAAUUGAUGUCCUAAAACCAAUUUAAUUUUUCCGACCACAAAAGCAAGUGGUAUCUAGUCUGGAAAUUAGCAUAAAAAUCUAAAUUACUGAAGAAAAAUGUAAAGAGAAUAUCUAUUACAACUUGUGGUCCCAAGUAAUGGAUUAAAAUAAUGCAGACAGAAUCCAAUGAAGGAAUGAAUAAAACUUUUAAACACAACACAA